AUGGACAUCCUGUGCCUCUUCGGGGUGCUCCAUAUCCUGAUCUGCACGGUUGAUGUAGAAGCGGUGUGCUUUGGCACCAUGACGUGUGGACUCCAGAAGGUCAGGCGUCUCUCCUCCAUCUCCUCAGUCCUCAUGCCUACCCUCCUACUCACCACUGAGUGGCUCUGGUACUGGGAGGAAGGGAAUGGGAACUGGAACCAGUACGAUUCACCGCCCAACAGCAGCACAGAGCUGGAGCAGAAGUUCCAGAACGACCCCCAGGAGGUGGUGGAGUUCACCGCAGGGUCCCAUGCCUACACACUCAGCCUCCAGGACAUGAUCCAGACCAAUAAGAGACACGGCACCAAGAGGCUGGUGAGGCGACGGCCUCGCUUCCUGUCCUCUGACGACGUGCAGGACAUCAGGACAAGGUGCGUUCCACCUGGAGGACGGACGAGAAGAGAAGUCAAAUGUCUUGGUCCCGAUACACAAGUGGCUCUCAAACUCUUUCUACUAGUGUACCCCCUCUAA
Molecule: messenger RNA, 510 nt
Organism: Gadus morhua (Atlantic cod)
Lineage: Eukaryota; Metazoa; Chordata; Actinopteri; Gadiformes; Gadidae
Product: zinc finger CCCH-type antiviral protein 1-like
Exons: 4
Coding region: 1-510 (169 amino acids)
Cellular component (GO): nucleus
Molecular function (GO): NAD+ poly-ADP-ribosyltransferase activity; zinc ion binding
Source: RefSeq, a predicted model, not a curated record